UUUAAUUUGGGUAGGUGUUUUUUUAGAUCUAUCACAAUAAGUUAUCAUAUUCUGAAUUGAAAACAUCCAGAGGUCAAAUAAUUGUAUAACUUUUAGCAAUUAAAACUAUAGAUAAAUGUGAAAAAUAUAAAUUAACGAUACAAAAAAAUUUUGUAAUAGUAUUUUAGAAAAAAACAAGAUGCUGGGAAGGUGUAGAUUGUCGCUUAUAUUUUUUUCACUUUUUGUGUGUCUAAAUGCGGCGAAACUUGAGAAAGGAUGGGAGGAUGUUUUCGGAAACAACCCUUCAUCAACCCUUCCUGUCCACAAGGUCGGCAACAAAAAUUACGUCGUUGUUACUAAUACCAGGCUAAACUUCUUACAAGCCAUGGAUUUUUGUGAAAAUCUACACAUGAACUUGGUAACCAUCGAGUCUGCAGAGGAAAACAAAGCUGUCGAAAAAUUUAUUACUGAUGCAAAUGGCGGUAACGAAUACUGGACUGCUGGUACAAGAUUGCUCGAUGGUAAAACUUGGUUAUGGUUUACCACUGGCGAUGUUAUCCAAUAUUCUGCUUGGAAUGCUGGUGAACCAAGCGGAGGAAACGAGUAUUGUCUUAUAACUAUAAAAUCGAAUAAUGGUUUAGUGUGGAAUGAUGUCAAAUGUGACCUUGAAUAUCCAUUUGUUUGUGAAAGACCUAUCGAUGAAAAACGGGAAGAUUUGUUUGCCAAUGAAGAAAAAGAUUGGCAGAAUAUCUUAAAUGUUCACAAAAAUCAACCAAAUUUGGAUCUUUUACACGUUAAUGGAAAGGAAUUCUAUAUAUCUCAGGAGUACAGAGGAAAUUAUUAUGAAGCAUUAGAUUAUUGCCAAGUUCAUAACAUGAGACUAGCAUCUAUCGAUUCUAAAGAAGAAAAUGAUAGAUUGUACAGACACAUCAGGGACAUCAGUGCCGGUACUGAUUUCUGGUCUUCUGGUACACGUUUAUUAGAUGGAAGAAACUGGGUUUGGUUACCUAAAGGUUUGCCUGUUGGUUACACCAACUGGGGUCCUGGUCAACCAGAUAACAACAAUGAUCAUUGCAUUCGUUUGCAUUUGGAUAAGAACAAUGGUCUGUUUUGGGAUGACAUCAACUGCAAUAAUGUUAACAGAGUAAUCUGUGAGAGGUCUGCUGGAGGAAAUGGGGCAAACGGAGGACAUGGUGCUAACGGAGGAAAUGGAGGUAGCGCAGAUAAUGGAGGAAAUGGAGGUAAUGGAAGCAAUGGAGGAAAUGGAGGUAAUGGAAGCAACGGAGGAAAUGGAGGACAUGGUGGAAGCGAAAACAAAGACGGAGACGAUUUCUUAAGCAAACUUGCGCAAACUGUCCCAGGUAAUAUUCCAACUGUUCUUCAGGAAGGAAGAAAAUUCCAUGUAUCCAGAGACUUACGCGUUACACAAUCUCAAGCUAGAGCCUUUUGUGCGUACCAUAAAUUAAAACUUCCCGAUAUAAAAGAUUUUGAAGAAAAUACCGUCCUUGCCAAACUUCUGCCAUAUCCCGUUACUACUGGACCUUUCUGGGUUGAUGGAGAAAAAGUAAAAGGCAAAUGGAUCUGGAAACAAUCAGACGAACCCAUUGAGUACUUUAAUUGGGCUAUAGCUCAUGUAGACGCUGAAAGUAAGUCUUGUCUUGGACUCACAAACGUAGGAAAAUACGAGUCAGCAUCUUGCGACCAAAAGAAACCUUUCAUUUGCGAAUCUGCAAGCGAUGAAAGCAGUACCGCCAAGGAUAAGGGAGAUGCUAUAAUUAACGUUAUUAUGACUAAUAAUUUAAUAAACGAAAAUGGAAAGGUAACUAAUGCCAAGGAACUUAUUUCCUCCCAAUAUAUUGAAGUCAAGCCAGAAGGUGGCUACCAUAUUACUGUUGACAAUAAUGCAGGAAAAUGCUAAAUUGUGUAAAACCUUCCUAAAUAAAGAUUUUAAAUAGA
This is a messenger RNA of Diabrotica virgifera virgifera (western corn rootworm), 1935 nucleotides long. RefSeq names its product macrophage mannose receptor 1-like. The coding region runs from base 179 to 1897 and encodes 572 amino acids. The transcript has 10 exons. The record is from RefSeq and is a predicted model, not a curated record. Gene Ontology annotation, molecular function: carbohydrate binding. Lineage: Eukaryota; Metazoa; Arthropoda; Insecta; Coleoptera; Chrysomelidae. Gene Ontology annotation, cellular component: external side of plasma membrane. Gene Ontology annotation, biological process: biological process involved in interspecies interaction between organisms.